Blepharisma stoltei is the source of this 297-nucleotide messenger RNA. The record is from the annotation of a GenBank genome assembly. Lineage: Eukaryota; Ciliophora; Heterotrichea; Heterotrichida; Blepharismidae.
AUGGCAUCAGCGUCACCAGAAGAAAUCCGCGCAAUAUUAAGGGACGAUAGAAAGCUACACGACAUCGCAAAGGCUGCAUUUGAUGCUGUGGAUGCUGAUCGUUCUGGAUUUAUUGAUGAGCCUGAGCUUAGAACAGUAAUGUGCAGUGUUGCAAAUGACAUUGGAAUGGAUACACCUUCAGAUAGCGAUGUUAGAGAUGUGCUUAGAGAGCUUGAUACCAACAGAGAUGGAAGAAUCAGUUUAGAUGAAUUUAAAGUCCUUAUUCGACAAGUCUUAGAACUUAUGGCAUCACAAUAA